Pieris brassicae (large cabbage white) is the source of this 1224-nucleotide messenger RNA. It is a transcript of the gene Sap30, whose product is annotated as histone deacetylase complex subunit SAP30 homolog. Gene Ontology annotation, cellular component: histone deacetylase complex. Gene Ontology annotation, molecular function: transcription coregulator activity; protein binding. NCBI's taxonomy places the organism in Eukaryota, Metazoa, Arthropoda, Insecta, Lepidoptera, Pieridae. The record is from RefSeq and is a predicted model, not a curated record. Bases 568 to 1110 code for a protein of 180 amino acids. The transcript has 3 exons. Gene Ontology annotation, biological process: regulation of DNA-templated transcription.
ACAACACAUUCGAAUUUACACGGUUUAGCGAGGUGUUACAGCCUAAAUUCCGAAGAUUCUACUGUUUUAAUGUGUGUAUAGUGUGUAUUUUGUUUGCAAUUGUGAGCUAGCUAAAAAGAAAAAAAUGCUAUUGCUGUUGCGUUUGUAAUAGCGACAAGACGUAUAAUUCAAUAAAUGUGAUCGUCGGGUAAAACAUCCAUUUUGUGUUAUAGAUUGACAUAAAAGUGAUUGUUUAUGUAAAUAUAAGCUAUAGUGAUGGUUUAAUCAAGAUAUUACUUCGGAACUAAACGAAAAGUGUUAAAAAGUUGACUUUAUUAAACUUAAAUUUGAGCCAUGGGCAUCCCAAAUUGGUAAAAGUGCGGUGAAUAAGUUAUGGUUUAGCUUACUUAGUCCUUAUUGACUUCCUUCGAGAUCGAAUUAUGUUAUUUGUCGCGUUAUUAGUCAAAAAUGUUUUUUGUUAUUGCAUCUCAUAACCUCAUUCCAAAACCUUUGUGAAUACGUAAACUGUUUAAAAAAGCGUUGUGAAGGAAGUUGAAUUCAGAGAGUUAGUUAAUUUACCUGUUAUAUAUGAUUCAACGGGAAUAUCAAAUGAACAACGGGUUUAGUACAGGAGAAGAAGAUUCCAGAGGUAAUUCUGAUCAAAUAUGUUGCCUUGUGGAUGACAGCGACCGAUGUAGGCGACUUGCUGGCAACGCGUCAUAUAGCAAGCGAAUACAAAAGACUGUGGCCCUAAAGAGGCUCAAACUAAAUAUUGAUCAUCAGGCUAGGCACACAUACAUCUGUGAUUAUCAUAAAACAAUGAUUCAGUGUGCUCGCACCAAACAGAGAAGGAACAAAGACUCGGAGGAUGACAGUAAUGAGGCAGAAAUAGAUUCUCCGGAGGUAGACUGGUUUCAAUUACAAGUCAAUACAUUAAGGAGGUACAAGAAGCAUUAUAAGGUGCCCACAAGGCCAGGACUUAAUAAGUCUCAAUUAGCUGAUGUAAUACAAAAGCACUUCAAGUCUCUACCAGUCAAUGAAAAGGAGAUUAUAACAUAUUUCAUUUAUAUGGUGAAAACUAAUGGUAAUAAAUUAGAUCAUAAAAAUGGAAUGAAUUCUGAUUCUGUGUAAAUUCAAGUGAUUAUUUAUGAACUUUUAGACUUAAUUUAGUAUUAGAUUAGAUAAUUUCUCUUCCUUAAUUUCCAAUCUUCAUUCAAUUAUCUCUAUAAAAUUGUACAUAAUAAU